AUGGGAUCUCUCGCUCCGUAUCAGCGCAAGCACAGGGUGGCAGUGGUAGGCUCCGGUAACUGGGGUACCGCAAUUGCCAAGAUUAUUGCCGAAAAUGCGGCGGCCAACACCGCUAUCUUCGAAGAGAAGGUGGAUAUGUGGGUGUUUGAAGAGAAGGUUGAGAUCGCAAAGGACUCGCCGCACCAUGACCCCGCCUUCACCGGUCCCCAGAACUUGACCGAUGUAAUUAACCGCACCCAUGAGAACGUCAAGUACCUUCCAGGAAUCCUGUUGCCGGCCAACCUGCACGCGAACCCGUCGAUCGAGGCCGCCGUCAAGGACGCCACCAUCCUCGUCUUCAACCUUCCCCACCAGUUUAUUCUCAAGACCUGUGAGCAGAUCAAGGGCAAGAUCCUGCCCUACGCCCGCGGUAUCUCGUGCAUCAAGGGUGUCGACGUCAACGAAGAGGGUAUCAACCUCUUUUCGGAGACCAUUGGCAAGACCCUGGGCAUCUACUGUGGCGCGCUGUCCGGCGCCAACAUUGCCAACGAGGUCGCGCAGGAGAAAUGGUCCGAGACCUCCAUUGCCUACGACCCCCCGCACCUGGACUCCAAGGCGCCCACGCCCCAGCGCUCUCCGUCUUCUUCCCAGGUCGACCUGGUGCAUUUCCAACACCGGGAUACCUCGGGCCAGUUCUCGACGGUGAAGCUGCAGGCCCUCCCUUCUGAAUAUCCACCCAUCAACCAUGACGUCCUCAAGACACUGUUCCACCGCCCGUACUUCCACGUCCGGGUGGUGAACGACGUCGCUGGCGUUUCCAUCAGCGGGGCGUUGAAGAACAUCGUCGCGCUGGCCGCUGGCUGGGUGGACGGCAUGGGCUGGGGCGACAACGCCAAAGCUGCCGUGAUGCGCGUGGGCCUGAUGGAGAUGGUCCGAUUUGGCGACAAGUUCUUUGGCGCGACCAUUGACCAGCGCACCUUCACAGAGGAGAGCGCUGGUGUGGCCGAUCUGAUCACCAGCUGCAGCGGUGGCCGCAACUUCCGUUGCGCCAAGCACAGCGUUGAGCGCAAUCUGCCCAUUGAGGAGAUUGAGAAGACCGAGCUCAACGGCCAGAAGCUUCAGGGUACUUUGACAGCCGUCGAGGUCAACAACUUCCUGAAGAAGCAAGGCAUGGAGGAUCAGUUCCCUCUGUUUACUGCUGUCCACCGCAUUCUGGAAGGGAACAUGCAAGUCGCGGAGAUUCCUUCCUAUAUCGAGCGGUAA
Molecule: messenger RNA, 1242 nt
Organism: Penicillium canariense
Lineage: Eukaryota; Fungi; Ascomycota; Eurotiomycetes; Eurotiales; Aspergillaceae
Product: glycerol-3-phosphate dehydrogenase family protein
Exons: 3
Coding region: 1-1242 (413 amino acids)
Biological process (GO): glycerol-3-phosphate catabolic process; carbohydrate metabolic process
Cellular component (GO): cytosol; nucleus; glycerol-3-phosphate dehydrogenase (FAD) complex
Molecular function (GO): NAD binding; glycerol-3-phosphate dehydrogenase [NAD(P)+] activity
Source: RefSeq, a predicted model, not a curated record